AUGAGAAGACGUUUCACAAGUCAAAAGAACACAAACGCAAAAGCAGAGAUUACGGUUGGUUAUAAUGUAAAUGAUGAUAAAUCACGAAUUAUUCAAAAUGUUAAAGUUAAUGUUAGUCCUGAAUUAACAAGGUCAGCAACUCAACCAAAUUUAUUAACUCGUGACUUACCAAAGAAAGAGGAGGAGCAAAAUAAAGAAGAUGAACCCGGUAAAGAACCUGUUGAAAUUCCCACUUAUCCAACAUACCCAGCACCACUUGAUAACCCAUAUAAAAUAGACAUUAAUUCUGAAUUAAUGAAAAUAUAUCGCGAUAUCAUAACUGAUAAUUAUGAUUCAAUAAUAAAUUUAAUUGACCAAUCCGGUUUAAUUAUUUUACCUUAUGAAUCAUUAAUUCACAUUAUCGCCAUUCUUUGUGAUGUUCAAGAUUCAGAC
This is a messenger RNA of Trichomonas vaginalis G3, 432 nucleotides long. RefSeq lists its product as uncharacterized. Lineage: Eukaryota; Parabasalia; Trichomonadida; Trichomonadidae. The record is from RefSeq and is a predicted model, not a curated record. The annotation marks the transcript as partial. The transcript has a single exon.